AUGUCUUGCUGUGGAGGAAACUGCGGGUGCGGCACCGGCUGCAAGUGCGGCAGCGGCUGUGGCGGAUGCAAGAUGUAUCCUGACAUGAGCUUCUUCCCAGAGAAGAGCAGCACAGAAACUCUGGUUCUUGGUGUGGCACCAGAGAAGGCGAUGUUUGAGGGAGCUGCUGAGAUGGGCGUGGGAGCUGAGAAUGGCUGCAAGUGUGGAGCCAACUGCACCUGCGAUCCUUGCACAUGCAAAUGA
This is a messenger RNA of Dovyalis caffra, 243 nucleotides long. The record is from the annotation of a GenBank genome assembly. Lineage: Eukaryota; Viridiplantae; Streptophyta; Magnoliopsida; Malpighiales; Salicaceae.